AUGGCGACCUCGCUGCUCCUCUCCCAAUCCCAACAAUGGCAACAAUGGCAACAAUGGCAGCCCCUCCUCUUAGCACUCCUCGUUUCUGCCGUCUCCCUCCUGCUGUUGACGAGGAGGAAAUGGAAAGGGCGGCUGAGGCUGCCACCAGGGCCCGCCCAGGUGCCCCUCCUGGGGAACCUGCACCAGCUAGGCUCGCUGCCGCACCGUGCUCUGCGUGAUCUGGCGCGGCUCCACGGGCCGGUGAUGCAGCUGCGGCUCGGCACGGCGCCCGCCGUGGUGCUGUCGUCGGCGGAGGCGGCAUGGGAGGUGCUCAAGGUGCACGACCUGGACUGCUGCACGCGGCCCGUGUCCCCGGGGCCGAGGCGCCUCACCUACGGCCUCAAGAACGUGGCGUUCGCGCCCUACGGCGCCUACUGGCGCCACAUCCGCAAGCUCCUCGUCGUCGAGCUCCUCAGCGCGCGCCGCGUCAAGGCCGCGUGGUACGCCCGCCAGGAGCAAGUGGACAUGCUGAUGAGCGCCCUGUUAACCGCCGCGGCGGCGAGGCGGGCGGUGGCGCUGGACGAGCACGUCCUGCGCCUCUCCGACGGCGUCAUCGGUACGGUGGCGUUCGGCAGCGUCUACGCCAGCGACAGGUUCGCGCUCAACGAGAGCUUCCAGCACGCACUCGACGAGGCCAUGGAGAUGAUCUCCAGCACCUCCGCGGAGGACUUCUUCCCCAAAGUCAUCGGCCGGCUCGUCGACCGCGUCACGGGCGUCGUGGCCCGCCGCGAGAGGAUCUUCUGGCAGCUCGACGCCUUCUUUUACAUGGUCAUCGAGCAGCACCUGCACCCUGAGCGCGCCAGCCCCCCUGAGAUGGAGAACGGCGGCGACCUCGUCGAUGCGCUCAUCGCCCACUGGAAGGAGCAUCGUGGGUUCACCAGAGACCACGUCAAGGCCAUAAUCUUUGACACGUUCAUCGUCGGCAUUGACACGAGCUCGGUGACGAUACUGUGGACAAUGUCGGAGCUUAUCCGGAAGCCGCGCGUGCUCGGCAAGGUGCAAGCCGGUAUUAGAGCCGUGGCUGGCGGCAACGUCAACGGGAGGGUGCUGUCCGAAGACGUGUCCAAGCUCAGCUACCUCGGGAUGGUGGUAAAAGAGACCAUGCGGCUGCACCCGCCGGCGCCAUUGAUAUUGCCGAGGAAGACGAUGCGGCACAUCCAGGUGGCCGGGUACGACGUGCCGGCCAAGACGCGGGUCUACGUCAAUGCGUGGGCCAUCGGUAGGGACCCGGCGAGCUGGCCGGACAACCCGGAGGAGUUCAACCCGGACAGGUUCGAGGGGAGCGACAUAGACCUUAAGGGCAAGCAUCCGGAGCUGAUGCCGUUCGGCACUGGGCGUCGGAUCUGCCCCGGCAUGUCGCUCGCCAUGGCCACCGUGGAGUUCACGCUGGCCAAUCUGCUCUGCUGCUUCGACUGGGCGCUCCCGAAGGGGAUGGCGGUGGACAACGUGAGCAUGGAGGAGGAAGGAAGGCUCGUGUUCCACCGCAAGACGCCCCUCGUGCUCGUGCCCACCGCUUACGUGCCGCCAUGGCGCCCAUGA
Molecule: messenger RNA, 1578 nt
Organism: Triticum aestivum (bread wheat)
Lineage: Eukaryota; Viridiplantae; Streptophyta; Magnoliopsida; Poales; Poaceae
Product: 4-hydroxyphenylacetaldehyde oxime monooxygenase-like
Exons: 3
Coding region: 1-1578 (525 amino acids)
Molecular function (GO): heme binding; monooxygenase activity; iron ion binding
Source: RefSeq, a predicted model, not a curated record